AUGCUUCUUCUCCAAGUGCGCGUUGUCCCGUGUGAGCGCGGCCACUCGCGCGCCGAGCUGCGCGGCGCUGCCCUCUGCGCCCUCGGCGCGCGCGCACAGCCCCGCGCUCUCCGCGCGCUGCUCCGCCUCCAGCCUGCGCCACCGCACCGCUCGUUACUACUGCGCUCUACCCCUGGGACCCCGACAUAUCGUCUCACACGUCUACACACUGCCCUCUGCGCCCUCGGCGCGCGCGCGCAGCCCCGCGCUCUCCGCGCGCUGCUCCGCCUCCAGCCUGCGCCACCGCACCGCUCGUUACUACUGCGCUCUACCCCUGGGACCCCGACAUAUCGUCUCACACGUCUACACACUGCCCUCUGCGCCCUCGGCGCGCGCGCGCAGCCCCGCGCUCUCCGCGCGCUGCUCCGCCUCCAGCCUGCGCCACCGCACCGCUCGUUACUACUGCGCUCUACCCCUGGGACCCCGACAUAUCGUCUCACACGUCUACACACUGCCCUCUGCGCCCUCGGCGCGCGCGCGCAGCCCCGCGCUCUCCGCGCGCUGCUCCGCCUCCAGCCUGCGCCACCGCACCGCUCGUUACUACUGCGCUCUACCCCUGGGACCCCGACAUAUCGUCUCACACGUCUACACACUGCCCUCUGCGCCCUCGGCGCGCGCGCGCAGCCCCGCGCUCUCCGCGCGCUGCUCCGCCUCCAGCCUGCGCCACCGCACCGCUCGUUACUACUGCGCUCUACCCCUGGGACCCCGACAUAUCGUCUCACACGUCUACACACUGCCCUCUGCGCCCUCGGCGCGCGCGCGCAGCCCCGCGCUCUCCGCGCGCUGCUCCGCCUCCAGCCUGCGCCACCGCACCGCUCGUUACUACUGCGCUCUACCCCUGGGACCCCGACAUAUCGUCUCACACGUCUACACACUGCCCUCUGCGCCCUCGGCGCGCGCGCGCAGCCCCGCGCUCUCCGCGCGCUGCUCCGCCUCCAGCCUGCGCCACCGCACCGCUCGUUACUACUGCGCUCUACCCCUGGGACCCCGACAUAUCGUCUCACACGUCUACACACUGCCCUCUGCGCCCUCGGCGCGCGCGCGCAGCCCCGCGCUCUCCGCGCGCUGCUCCGCCUCCAGCCUGCGCCACCGCACCGCUCGUUACUACUGCGCUCUACCCCUGGGACCCCGACAUAUCGUCUCACACGUCUACACACUGCCCUCUGCGCCCUCGGCGCGCGCGCGCAGCCCCGCGCUCUCCGCGCGCUGCUCCGCCUCCAGCCUGCGCCACCGCACCGCUCGUUACUACUGCGCUCUACCCCUGGGACCCCGACAUAUCGUCUCACACGUCUACACACUGCCCUCUGCGCCCUCGGCGCGCGCGCGCAGCCCCGCGCUCUCCGCGCGCUGCUCCGCCUCCAGCCUGCGCCACCGCACCGCUCGUUACUACUGCGCUCUACCCCUGGGACCCCGACAUAUCGUCUCACACGUCUACACACUGCCCUCUGCGCCCUCGGCGCGCGCGCGCAGCCCCGCGCUCUCCGCGCGCUGCUCCGCCUCCAGCCUGCGCCACCGCACCGCUCGUUACUACUGCGCUCUACCCCUGGGACCCCGACAUAUCGUCUCACACGUCUACACACUGCCCUCUGCGCCCUCGGCGCGCGCGCGCAGCCCCGCGCUCUCCGCGCGCUGCUCCGCCUCCAGCCUGCGCCACCGCACCGCUCGUUACUACUGCGCUCUACCCCUGGGACCCCGACAUAUCGUCUCACACGUCUACACACUGCCCUCUGCGCCCUCGGCGCGCGCGCGCAGCCCCGCGCUCUCCGCGCGCUGCUCCGCCUCCAGCCUGCGCCACCGCACCGCUCGUUACUACUGCGCUCUACCCCUGGGACCCCGACAUAUCGUCUCACACGUCUACACACUGCCCUCUGCGCCCUCGGCGCGCGCGCGCAGCCCCGCGCUCUCCGCGCGCUGCUCCGCCUCCAGCCUGCGCCACCGCACCGCUCGUUACUACUGCGCUCUACCCCUGGGACCCCGACAUAUCGUCUCACACGUCUACACACUGCCCUCUGCGCCCUCGGCGCGCGCGCGCAGCCCCGCGCUCUCCGCGCGCUGCUCCGCCUCCAGCCUGCGCCACCGCACCGCUCGUUACUACUGCGCUCUACCCCUGGGACCCCGACAUAUCGUCUCACACGUCUACACACUGCCCUCUGCGCCCUCGGCGCGCGCGCGCAGCCCCGCGCUCUCCGCGCGCUGCUCCGCCUCCAGCCUGCGCCACCGCACCGCUCGUUACUACUGCGCUCUACCCCUGGGACCCCGACAUAUCGUCUCACACGUCUACACACUGCCCUCUGCGCCCUCGGCGCGCGCGCGCAGCCCCGCGCUCUCCGCGCGCUGCUCCGCCUCCAGCCUGCGCCACCGCACCGCUCGUUACUACUGCGCUCUACCCCUGGGACCCCGACAUAUCGUCUCACACGUCUACACACUGCCCUCUGCGCCCUCGGCGCGCGCGCGCAGCCCCGCGCUCUCCGCGCGCUGCUCCGCCUCCAGCCUGCGCCACCGCACCGCUCGUUACUACUGCGCUCUACCCCUGGGACCCCGACAUAUCGUCUCACACGUCUACACACUGCCCUCUGCGCCCUCGGCGCGCGCGCGCAGCCCCGCGCUCUCCGCGCGCUGCUCCGCCUCCAGCCUGCGCCACCGCACCGCUCGUUACUACUGCGCUCUACCCCUGGGACCCCGACAUAUCGUCUCACACGUCUACACACUGCCCUCUGCGCCCUCGGCGCGCGCGCGCAGCCCCGCGCUCUCCGCGCGCUGCUCCGCCUCCAGCCUGCGCCACCGCACCGCUCGUUACUACUGCGCUCUACCCCUGGGACCCCGACAUAUCGUCUCACACGUCUACACACUGCCCUCUGCGCCCUCGGCGCGCGCGCGCAGCCCCGCGCUCUCCGCGCGCUGCUCCGCCUCCAGCCUGCGCCACCGCACCGCUCGUUACUACUGCGCUCUACCCCUGGGACCCCGACAUAUCGUCUCACACGUCUACACACUGCCCUCUGCGCCCUCGGCGCGCGCGCGCAGCCCCGCGCUCUCCGCGCGCUGCUCCGCCUCCAGCCUGCGCCACCGCACCGCUCGUUACUACUGCGCUCUACCCCUGGGACCCCGACAUAUCGUCUCACACGUCUACACACUGCCCUCUGCGCCCUCGGCGCGCGCGCGCAGCCCCGCGCUCUCCGCGCGCUGCUCCGCCUCCAGCCUGCGCCACCGCACCGCUCGUUACUACUGCGCUCUACCCCUGGGACCCCGACAUAUCGUCUCACACGUCUACACACUGCCCUCUGCGCCCUCGGCGCGCGCGCGCAGCCCCGCGCUCUCCGCGCGCUGCUCCGCCUCCAGCCUGCGCCACCGCACCGCUCGUUACUACUGCGCUCUACCCCUGGGACCCCGACAUAUCGUCUCACACGUCUACACACUGCCCUCUGCGCCCUCGGCGCGCGCGCGCAGCCCCGCGCUCUCCGCGCGCUGCUCCGCCUCCAGCCUGCGCCACCGCACCGCUCGUUACUACUGCGCUCUACCCCUGGGACCCCGACAUAUCGUCUCACACGUCUACACACUGCCCUCUGCGCCCUCGGCGCGCGCGCGCAGCCCCGCGCUCUCCGCGCGCUGCUCCGCCUCCAGCCUGCGCCACCGCACCGCUCGUUACUACUGCGCUCUACCCCUGGGACCCCGACAUAUCGUCUCACACGUCUACACACUGCCCUCUGCGCCCUCGGCGCGCGCGCGCAGCCCCGCGCUCUCCGCGCGCUGCUCCGCCUCCAGCCUGCGCCACCGCACCGCUCGUUACUACUGCGCUCUACCCCUGGGACCCCGACAUAUCGUCUCACACGUUUACAGAGGUUAAAAUACUGUUCUCAGUUGAAAUAUUCCCUCUCUUUUUGA
Molecule: messenger RNA, 3918 nt
Organism: Arctia plantaginis
Lineage: Eukaryota; Metazoa; Arthropoda; Insecta; Lepidoptera; Erebidae
Source: the annotation of a GenBank genome assembly